Molecule: messenger RNA, 795 nt
Organism: Chanos chanos (milkfish)
Lineage: Eukaryota; Metazoa; Chordata; Actinopteri; Gonorynchiformes; Chanidae
Product: trypsin
Exons: 5
Coding region: 1-795 (264 amino acids)
Biological process (GO): proteolysis
Molecular function (GO): serine-type endopeptidase activity
Source: RefSeq, a predicted model, not a curated record
AUGUGCACUCUUCUCUUUUGGAUUUGUCUGCUUUGGGAGCUCCUAAGCAUCAGCUGUCAAGACUUCAUUCAGGGACGUAUAGUGGGUGGCUAUGUACCAUCACCAAACUCCGUAAAAUACAUAGUGUCGUUACAAAACACUAAAGGUCAGCACUUCUGUGGAGGAUCACUGGUGCACAAAUACUGGGUGUUAACAGCAGCACACUGUAAUAACGGAGCAGAGCAGAUGAUGAUAGUGGCAGGCGAUUACUCACUGAGCUCAUUUGAGGGGACUGAGCAGUACUCCAAACCACAGUCCCUGAUCCCCCACCCACUGUACAACAAGAGCACUAACAACGCAGACAUCAUGCUCAUCAAGCUCAGGGUUCCCAUGGUGUUGAAUAAGUAUGUGUCCCUCGCUCCACUGCCUCGACAAGACACAGGGGUGAUGGCCGGUCGCAUGUGCACAGUGUCUGGAUGGGGCUACACCAGCCACAGUGGGGGUCAAAUGCCCUCCACCCUCCGCACUGUUAAACUGCCAAUUGUGUCCACAGCCAAGUGCAACAGCAGUGAGUCCUUCAAUGGCAAUAUCACUGCCAACAUGAUCUGUGCGGGUUACAAUGUCGGCGGCAGAGACGCCUGCCAGGGGGACUCCGGUGGCCCAUUAGUGUGCGAGGGCCGUGUCUAUGGCCUGGUCUCCUGGGGCAAUGGCUGUGGAGAUGCCAAGUUUCCAGGAGUGUACACAGCCGUCUCAAAGUUCCGCAGGUGGAUAGACCGGACCAUCUACAGCUCUUACACACGAUGCCUCAAGUACUGA